Messenger RNA from Acyrthosiphon pisum (pea aphid), 4329 nucleotides. RefSeq lists its product as uncharacterized. The record is from RefSeq and is a predicted model, not a curated record. Bases 1489 to 2769 code for a protein of 426 amino acids. The transcript is spliced from 2 exons. NCBI's taxonomy places the organism in Eukaryota, Metazoa, Arthropoda, Insecta, Hemiptera, Aphididae.
UUAAUAUUUAUAAUAAUAUUAUAGUCAGGGUCUUGCUCCCGAAUUAACCAGAACCCCAAACACCCCUAAAAAUUCAUAAAAAAAUCAAUCAAUCCAUGUAAUCCGAAUGAUUCUGUUUUCAAAACACCCGAAUUUACAAAAACCCGAAUGACUCCGAACCCGUUUUUACAUUUUGUAAAAUCGCAUAUAUAGUUUCAAAUGUUUUAAACCUCACAUAUUUAUUCAAUACAUUUUAUGAUUUACUGACAACCAAUUUGCCUAUAUUUAUUGAAAUCCUAUUUAUUUUACCUGGAGCUUCUUUAAGUGAAAUGGCUUCCAAAGUGUGGUUACUAGUUACGAAAAUAAUUAUAAAAUAUACAUUUUAUUUGCUUAAAGGCAAUUGCUUCAUUGUGAUAGCAAGAAAAUCAAUCACCACUUACCAUUAUGUUCACAACUAUUCUCCACAAACAUAAAAAGUAUACAAUUUUGAGAAACAUAGAUCAUUUUUUUCCGGAAAUCACUGUUCACGGGAUCACGGAGCAGUGUAGAUCCACCUUAAAAGCGGUUUUUCGCUUAACAUGUUUGCCAACUACAACACGGUAUCGUGGUUAAUCGUGUGGUAACUUAACAUAACCAACCAAUCACAGCAAAGGAUUUGUAUGCACGUACACGCGUACGGGUAUAGUGGAAACUCGUCUUAAAAGUGAUUAGUAACUGCAGUUACCAGACGAGUAGCAGUAACAAGCAGAAAAAAUAAGUUACUGAGUUACCGUUUUUUUUUUUAGAAACAUCGAUUUUAAUUUGUUUAUGUUAUUUUUUGGUUAUCAACACGAAUCGGUUAUAGUUUUUAAUAAAAGUUACCCAUAUAUGCAGUGAGUUACCAUCGGAAUAUUGGAAUAACAGACAACAGUUUUAAUUGGGCAUUUAUCAAAUCAAAAAAAUACCAACGAAGAAAUUAAUUUUAACAAUGGAAAACAGAAAAAAUGAUGUAAUAGAGUACCUACUGACGAAUGAUGAAAAAGAAACUGGUAAAGUAAUGGUUGUUUGUAACGAUAGUAAAAAUAUCAAACUUUAUUUUAUUAAAAUAUUUAUCACGUCAUAGUUAUUAUUUAAUUAAUACAAAUGUUAGGACGGUCGUUUAGGCGUUUCAUUCGGGCGGUCGCGCCGAUCAGUCGGUCACGUGACUAAAUAUUUUUGUCGUACUCUCAGUAAAUAACUUCAAAAAAACCUGUUACAUAAUCCCUACCUAUACAAUUAUAACGAUGCACCGGAGAUGCGUUACCGCGCGCCCACCACAAUACCACAUUGAGAUUAGUGACGGUCGCACGUAAGCACGUGGUAUCAUCGUUGGCGCAGCGUCAUAAUAUUAUUCAGUACGAUAAAACCGUUCACAUCAUCGGCACAUCGGUACGGCGACGUUUAUUCAAUACACCAGACCCACAGAGACCGCUUGUUCCGUCGUUUUCCCCGGCUACGGUGGGGGAUCAUCGCUGCCGCUACGACAACACGAUGUGUAAGUCUCGCAUGGAUUACCUGAGCACGGUCGUGUUCCCGCGGGCCGCGGCCGACGGGGCAUUCGGCCCGGGCGCCGAGUACGUGUCGUUCCGUGCGGUCGACUGCGGCGGCGCGAUUUUGGACGACUACCAGUUCGCGUCAGACAUCGUUUUCGGCACGGUCACGUUGACCGGGUCCGAGUGGCCGGCGGGCGGCGUGCCCGUGGUGGUCAAGAUGAAGAACGCGGACUCCCGCAUGGCGGCCAUGAUGAACAUGCACGAAAAGUUCUACAACGAGUACGUGUUCUAUACGCGUCUGCUGCCCAUGCUGGCCGCGAGCGCCGCCGACCCGGCUGCCGUGUUCGCGCUGUUCCCGCGGUUCCUGUACUCGAACGUGACGCUGGACGGCGGCACGGAUGGUGGACAGCAGCAGGUGAUCGUCCUGGCCAACCUGGCGCCCACCGGUUAUCGUGCGAACAACCAGAAGGUGUUCCUGGACGUAGGGCACGUUCAGCUGGCGCUCCGAAAGUUGGGCGCCCUGCACGGACUGUCGUACAACGCCAAGGCCGCGGACAGCAGCCGCGCGGGGCCGACGUUCGCUAACCUCUGCACCGCGUCCCUGGUCGAGACCCAGUGGUUUAACGGACACUGGUACAUGAGUCCGCGUUUCUUGUCAGGAACCGGUAACCGUGGUGUGAACGCGUUGCGCGACUCGGACACGGACGGCAAGUACGCGGCACCACUGGCCCGGGUGCAGGCCACGCUGAGCGGCGAGAGCGAGACGAUGAAAGAGCUGCUGCGGCCGGCCGAGCCACUGGCCGUGCUGUGCCACGGUGACUUUUGCCGCAACAACCUGCUGUACCGGUACGACGUGGCCACCGGGCGGCCCAUGGACGUGGCCGUCAUCGACCCGGCGCAGGCGCGGUACGCGUCCCCGGCCAUCGACCUGUCGUUCUUCCUGUACAUGAACACGUCGGACGCCGAUCGGGUCGCGAACUGGGACGUGUACGUGGCCGCCUACCUGGACGGCGUCGCGGAGGUGACGCCCGCCGGCCGGGCCGUACCGCUGACCGCCGCCGACGUGCACGCCGAGAUGCGCGCGCACGGCCUCUACGGUUACGCGCACUGUUCGUUCUUCCUGCCGGCUAUGGUGAACGCCGUACCGCCCGACGUGGAGCGGCUGACCAAGAGCACGUCCGACGAGCGCAUACAGCUCAUCAACGAGUCCGGCGGACAGGAGGCGGACAGGCUGCUCGCGUCCAUCUUGCGACACAUGGCCGACCGCGGGUACGUCUGAUGACUAUCCGACGGCCGACGACGACCAGACAUUGACCACUGCGACUGCGCAAGAGUAUUGCUACGUCAUCUUUUUUUGUGAAAACCGUAUAGGGUGCGAAAAAGAUUCACUCGGACUACAGUCACAGCCGGCAAACCUUAAUUUAUACGGAAGACAAAUUUUUUUAACUCGUAGUUUUUUUUUUCUUUGUAUCACAUUAAACGAACCACUCACUUUUUUGCGUUUCGUCGCACUCCAUCUAUAGUAUGGUCUCAAUCACUACAUACAUAUGGAAUGCUUUGCCAGCAUAACAAUUCAUAAUUUGUUUACACCUUACUACUUUUGCUCAAAAAUAAUUUGUUGAAUUCUGUUUUUGUUUUUUGCUUUUAAUUUCCACGUACUAUACGGUUAUUCAAUAAUGGUAUGUUUUGUAUGCAUAUUAAAUCACCCACCAAAUUAAAGGCGGUAUCGUGUCAAAUGAAUAAAUGAGUAGGUAAAUAAAUUACAAUGAUUACCCUUUUUGUGUAAAUUAUUUUUAAAAAAAUGUAACUUUCUAAUGUAGCAGUAAAACAUGUCAUUGUCUUCCUAAUCUCCUAUAUCAAAUCCCUUAAAAAACUGGCUACAAUAUCAUUAAUUCAAAAAAAGUUACAGGUACCUAUAGUAAAUUGUUUAAACAUCCAUUAUUUGUAAUGUUCUUCAAACUUAAAUAACUGAUUUCAUAUUUGAAUGAUAUGAAUAUAAUAACAACACUGCGACACAGAAAAUAUUGUAUUUCGUAUCUUGUGUGUAUGUAUGACCAUAAUAAAUAUUACUGUAGCCUGAAUGCUGAGUGUUUCUUUUUCACGCGAAACGGUUCACACAAACAAUAUUAUUUAAGGGUGCGUGACUGUCUAUAUUACUUAAGUCAUCGGGUGUCCACUACACCGUGUCGUACCGUUCCGUAUAAUAAUAUUUAACAUGCAGGUAACAAAACGUCGGUAUAGCUGGUAACCCGUCGACCAAGUUACAUAAUAUGAUAUACAAGUGGAAUAUUUUUAUAUUUUUUACUCUACAAGACACGUCCACACGGUAUAGUGUAAGCCCGGUCGAUACUAUUAUACCUGUACAAUAUUGUUAUGGAUACUUUGAACAAUAUAUUUCAAUGUAUUAUUGUUAUAAAAGAGUACGUACCUAACACUUAUUUAAGUAUUUGCCGUUUAGUGCAAUAUCAUGACGUCUGUUAUAUUAUUAUUAUAUUAUACUUAACACGGUAAUAUAUACGACGGUGCAGUUUUCUGUUUGUUGUCUUUUGUAAGUUUAUGUUCACAGUCUGUUUUUUUUUAACGCAGCAGUGUAUCCGGUCAAACGGAAAAACCAUCCAUGAUCUACUAUCACCCUCCACUUUCAUGCUCCACCCAACGCUACAAUAACUAUUGAAACUUUUUGUCGUAUUUAUGGAAUACUGCAGAUGACGACAGUAAUAAAUAUACAAUAUUUUCAUUAUUAUUUUUUUUUUUUGCAAUGGUUUAUUGUUUUGUGUUUGAUGUUGAUGUCGUCGUCAUUAAAUUAACAUCAAAUUAUAUUAAUAUGUUAUUUAGAAGA